AUGAAGGGGCGCCACCAGUUCAGGCGCCGCUUCAGCCUUCAGCCGUCCUCCUUCCUGAAGGAGGAGCCCGAGGACGACCCCAGGCACCUGGCCAGGUCCGAGCGCCACGACCAGUCCCACCAGGCCGGGGUCCUCGCCUCAGCCGCGCCCACCACAGCGGCCCGCCACAAGAUCGUCGUCCUGGGCGCAGCCAAGGUGGGCAAGUCCUCGCUCAUCACGCAGUUCCUCUACGGCACCUUCUCGCCCAAGUACCGGCGCACCAUCGAGGAGAUGCACCACGGAGACUUCAGCGUGGGCGGCGUCAGCCUGCGGCUCGACAUCCUCGACACGUCGGGCGACCACGAGUUCCCGGCCAUGCGCGCGCUGUCCAUCUCGUCGGCGGACGCCUUCGUGCUGGUGUACGACGUGACCGAUGCCGCCAGCUUCGAGGAGGUGCGCGCGCUGAGGGACCAGAUACACGAGACCAAGAAGAGCACCGCCGUGCCCAUCGUGGUGGUGGGCAACAAGCUGGAUCUGGCCCCCGAGUCCCGGGAGGUGGAAGUGGACACGACAGAGUCUGUGGUGACUGUCGACUGGGAGAACGGCUUUGUGGAGGCGUCGGCCAAGGACAACGUGAACGUGACGAAGGUGUUCAAGGAGCUGCUGGCUCAGGCCAAGGUCAAGUACAAUCUGAGCCCGGCCCUGCGCAAGAAGCGGCGCCAGUCCAUGGCGCGACACUCCAUCUCGGAGGGCGCGCACGACCCUUCGGCCUCGCACGCCAUCCCUUCGCCCGCCCAGCUGGAGCACCUCGAGCAGAUACGCGAGCGGCACAGCGGCAGCAAGCGCAACUCCUGCAUUCUCUCGUAA
Bacillus rossius redtenbacheri is the source of this 846-nucleotide messenger RNA. RefSeq names its product ras-related protein Rap-2c. The coding region runs from base 1 to 846 and encodes 281 amino acids. The transcript has 3 exons. NCBI's taxonomy places the organism in Eukaryota, Metazoa, Arthropoda, Insecta, Phasmatodea, Bacillidae. Gene Ontology annotation, molecular function: GTP binding; GTPase activity. The record is from RefSeq and is a predicted model, not a curated record.